AUGGCGAAUGGAGGUUUCCCUUUUCAAAUGUCGAUGCUCACAAAGAACAACUAUGACAAUUGGAGUAUCAAGAUGAAGGCGCUACUAGGAGCUCAAGAUGUGUGGGAUAUCAUUGAGAAAGGCUUUAAUGAGCAAGAUGAAGCCUCGCUAAGCCAAGGUGUAAAGGAGACAUUGAGGGAGUUAAGAAAGAGAGACAAGAAAACUCUCUUCCUCAUUUAUCAAUCGGUGGAUGAAGAUACAUUUGAGAAGAUCUCCAACGCAACGACGGCCAAAGAAGCAUGGGACAAACUUCAAACUUGCAACAAAGGAGUGAACAGAGCAAAAGAGGACGAGAUUGUGGCCAAGAUUGUGGGCGUGGACGAGGACAUAAAGGAGAAGGAAGAGGCAGUUACAACAACUACUCUAACAAUGAAGAAAAAAGUUGGAAUCCACAAGCAACAAGAGGUCGUGGAAGAGGAAAUUCAUGGUCGAGGUGUGACAAAUCAUAAAUCAAGUGCGACAAAUCAUAAAUCAAGUGCUUCAACUGCAACAAGAUCGGUCACUAUGCAUCUGAGUGUAGAUUCUCGAAGAAAGUUGUGGAGAAAGCUAACUUUGUAUAAGAAAAAGGCAGAGAAGAAGAAACUUUGUUGCUCGCGUGCCAAAACCAAGUUAAAGAGAAAAGAAACAAAUGGUACCUCGACACCGGUGCAAGCAAUCACAUGUGUGGCGAUCGAAGCAUGUUCGUAG
Messenger RNA from Lathyrus oleraceus (garden pea), 726 nucleotides. RefSeq lists its product as uncharacterized. The transcript has 2 exons. Bases 1 to 726 code for a protein of 241 amino acids. The record is from RefSeq and is a predicted model, not a curated record. Lineage: Eukaryota; Viridiplantae; Streptophyta; Magnoliopsida; Fabales; Fabaceae.